CUCGCUGGCUCACAAAGCGGGACCCAAAUAAAAGGGGCACCGGUGACGUAUUUCCGGCGGAUGGAACUGGUCAGCUGAGUUGUGUUACGGCGCUUCCUUGUCAACGACUAAAAAGCUCCAAAACAGUGGUGUAGAUUCAUCUAAAUGCGAGCCGCUCGCGCGUCUUCCUCCAGCAGACGGGACCCGGAGCCGCUUCAGCCGCGAACAUGAACCAGGAGAAGGACUUUUCGCCCCUCACGCCCAACAUUGUGCGCGCUCUGAAUGACAAGCUGUACGAGAAAAGGAAAGUAGCGGCUCUGGAAAUAGAGAAGCUGGUGCGCGAGUUCGUGGCCCAGAACAACUCCACUCAAAUCAGACAUGUGAUCCACAUCCUGGCGUCGGAGUUCGCCCUCUCCCAGCACCCGCACAGUCGCAAGGGGGGUCUGAUCGGACUGGCCGCCUGCUCCAUCGCCCUGGGGAAGGACUCGGGUCUGUAUCUGAAGGAGCUCAUUGAGCCUGUACUGACGUGUUUCAAUGACUCAGACAGCCGCCUGCGCUACUACGCCUGUGAGGCCCUGUACAACAUAGUGAAGGUGGCCAGGGGAGCCGUGCUGCCUCACUUCAACCUGCUUUUCGACGGUCUCAGCAAGCUCGCCGCCGACCCAGACCCCAACGUGAAGAGUGGCUCUGAACUCCUGGACAGGCUGCUGAAAGACAUCGUGACAGAGAGCAACACCUUCGACCUGGUGUCGUUCGUCCCCCUGCUGAGAGAGAGGAUCUACUCCAACAAUCAGUAUGCCAGGCAGUUUAUAAUUUCUUGGAUCCACGUCCUGGAGUCCGUGCCAGACAUCCACCUGUUAGACUACCUCCCCGAGAUCCUGGACGGUCUCUUUCAGAUCCUGGGGGACAACAGCAAGGAGAUCCGGAGGACGUGUGAGGUGGUCCUUGGAGAGUUUCUAAAGGAGAUUAAGAAGACCCCCUCAAGCGUGAAAUUCGCCGAGAUGGCCAACAUUCUUGUCAUUCACUGCCAAGUUGCCGAUGAAACCAAGCUCACGAACGAUCUGAUCCAGCUGACGGCGAUGACCUGGAUGAGGGAGUUCAUCCAGCUCGCGGGCAGAGUGGUGCUCCCUUAUUCCUCUGGCAUUCUCACCGCCGUGCUCCCGUGCCUUUCCUACGACGACAGGAAGAAAAAUACCAAAGAGGCGGCUGGCGCCUGCAACCACAGCCUGAUGAAGCUGGUGACUCCUGAAGACGACGAAGACACCGAGGAAGAAAGAAGCGGAGUCACUGGAUCGCCCUCUGCAGGGGAGGGCCCGCCCAGGACGGAAGGAGACAGCGGCGACAUGCUGAAUGCGUCCCAAGAAUCCGUCGGCUUGAGCAGCAUCAGCUUCUUCACCCCGGCGAGCUCUGACAGGCCCCAAGUAACGCUGGACCUCGACGGGAUCGUUCAGGUGCUGGACCGCCACCUGCACGACUCCUCCACUGGCAUGAUGACCCGCAUAGCCGUGCUCAAAUGGCUCUACCACCUGUACAUUAAGACGCCGCGCAAAAUGUUCUGCCACACAGACAGCCUUUUCCCCAUUCUGCUCAAAACCCUGUCCGACGAGUCGGAUGAAGUCAUCCUGAAAGACCUGGAGGUGCUGGCCGAGAUAGCGUCGUCUCCGGCCGGCCAAACGGACCAGGCCUCCUCCUGCGACAUCACUGACAACAAGCUGGUGCUCAAGGUGCCAGAGGGUCCCAAAGCGGGACAGCAGCCCGCCGCGGGCUCCAAAGCGGCGGACUCCUCCCCCUCCACACCCAGCAUGAACUCCUACUUUUAUAAGUUCAUGAUCAAUCUGCUGAAGCGUUUCAGUCUGGAGAGGAAGCUCCUGGAGAACAGAGGAGCGUUCAUCAUCAGGCAGCUUUGUCUCUUGCUACACGCGGAGAACAUCUUCCACUCGAUGGCCGACAUCUUGCUGAAGGAGGAGGACCUUAAAUUUGCCUCCACCAUGGUUCAGACGCUCAACACCAUCCUGCUCACCUCGGCCGAGCUGUUCCAGUUGCGCAACCAGCUGAAGGACCUGCACACGCAGGAGAGCUGCGCUCUGUUUUGGUGCCUGUACCGUUCCUGGUGCCACAACCCCGUGGCCACCGUGUCGCUUUGUUUCCUCACGCAGAACUACAAGCACGCGUACGAUCUCAUCCAGAAGUUUGGCAACCUGGAAGUGACGGUAGACUUCCUGAUGGAGGUCGACAAGCUGGUGCAGCUCAUCGAGAGCCCGAUUUUCACCUACCUGCGCCUGCAGCUCCUAGACGUGGAGAACAACCCGUACCUGAUCAAGGCGUUGUACGGUCUGCUGAUGCUGCUGCCUCAGAGCCAGGCGUUCCAGCUGCUCUCUCACCGGCUGAAAUGUGUUCCCAACCCGGAGCUCAUGAGAACGGUGGAUGAAUCCAAGUACAUGGAGUCCAAAAAGCAAGCGCCAAGCAAGCGCUCCUCUCACACUCAGGUGGACUACAGCGAGCUGCUGCAGCAUUUCGACCGAGUGCAAAGCAAACACCUGGAGGUGCGACACCAGCGCUCUGCUCGUGCGUCCGAUCACCACGACAGGAAGCUGAUGUGAGAGGCGUGAGGACAGAAUAUAGUGUGCAGUACAGAAAUAAUAUACUGAAGAAAAUAAUUGCUGUUAAAUCCAAAAAGUAUUAAGUAUUUAAAAUUAUUUCUUGGAGAAGCACUGGAUAUACACUGUCAAGGUCAGUUGUGUAUAUUUUGGUAUUCCUUAUUCUUGUGUGACAACAACAAAAAAAACUGGAAAAAUAUCACUAUGUAAAAAGAUGCUCUAAACCUACUACCCUGUUUGACAGGAAGAACAUAUAAGAAUUAGUUAAACAGGUUGUCAUUAACUUUGCGUGCUAGUCGUGUGUUUUCUUAAUGUGUCCAAUUGUGCAGCAUCCCUACUAAGCAUGUGUUCACGGUUGCCUUAAUCAUGUCUUCACGUGUUUAGCGUCGACUCCGAACUCUGACAUAAAAUUCGAGUACAUCCAUGUUGUUACGUCAUUGUUUUUACAUCUCUGAAACGUUUGUUUCUUGCUUAUAUAUUGAACUUUUUUUUUGUAUACGUAAAGAUCUUCUAUUCUUUGUGAUGUUUCACUGCAGUCAUUCUAUGUGAAAAUAAAGUGGACCAUGUAAUAAAUGUUUUUUUUUUUUCCC
Molecule: messenger RNA, 3166 nt
Organism: Fundulus heteroclitus (mummichog)
Lineage: Eukaryota; Metazoa; Chordata; Actinopteri; Cyprinodontiformes; Fundulidae
Gene: vac14
Product: vac14 homolog (S. cerevisiae)
Exons: 1
Coding region: 207-2579 (790 amino acids)
Biological process (GO): phosphatidylinositol biosynthetic process; positive regulation of kinase activity
Cellular component (GO): endosome membrane; PAS complex
Source: RefSeq, a predicted model, not a curated record